CUUGCCUAGAACAAGUGUGGAGUUGUUGAGGCCCGUCUAACACAGGCUGCUCUGCCCGUUCGUCUCUCUCCUGGCACCUGCGCUCAGGCAGAAGCAGAGGAAAAGCAGGGGAAAACCAAGAGGGAGGAGAAGCGAGCGAGGGGUGAUCCAUGGCGGGGAGGACGAGGUACGACAACCCUUUCGAGGAGAGCGGUGGCGACGAGGUCAACCCUUUCGCGGACAAGGCUACUAGAGAAGCACCGGCUACUCAAUCCGGUUAUUCCGGCGGUUCAUUCUAUGCAACGCAACCACGGCCUAGUCCUCCUAGCAGCACUCGCCUUUCGCCUCUUCCUCCAGAGCCAGCUGACUUCUACAACGACUUUGCCUCCCCACACACAAACAAGGACAUGAAGACAAUGGAGAAGGAGCUUCUGGCCAAGGAAGCUGAGUUAAACAGGCGAGAGAAGGAAAUUAGAAGAAGGGAAGAAGCUGCGGCACGAGCUGGCGUUGUCAUAGAAGAGAAAAAUUGGCCUCCAUUUUUCCCCAUCAUUCAUCAUGAUAUCAAAAAUGAGAUACCCGUGCAUCUUCAAAGAACACAGUAUUUCGCCUUUGCAUCACUUUUGGGAUUGAUCACGUGCCUGUUUUGGAACAUCGCCUGUGUUACUGCUGCUUGGAUUAAAGGGGAAGGUCCCAAGAUCUGGUUUCUUGCAGUCAUCUAUUUUAUUCUUGGUUGCCCAGGUGCCUACUAUCUGUGGUACCGACCACUUUACCGCGCCAUGAGGAAUGAUAGUGCUUUGAAAUUUGGAUGGUUUUUCCUGUUCUACUUGGUUCAUAUUGCUUUCUGCGUGUACGCAGCUAUUUCUCCUUCAAUUAUGUUCGUGGGAAAAUCACUAACAGGGAUUUUCCCAUCGAUCAGCUUGAUAGGGAAGAGCGUCAUUGUAGGGGUGUUCUACUUUCUUGGCUUUGCAAUGUUUUGCCUCGAGUCGUCACUAAGCAUGUGGGUCAUUCAGCGCGUGUAUCACUAUUUUCGAGGAAGUGGGAAAGAAGCACAGAUGAAGCGUGAAGCGGCACGCGCCACAGCUAGGGCAGCAUUUUGAUACUGAAAAAUGAUGCAUACAUUGUAUAUGGUUUUUACUCUCACAACUUUUAAAUUGCAUAGGCUUGUAACUUAACUGGCAUGUUGGACUUUGUUUGUCCUAUGUAGAAGUUUCUGC
Molecule: messenger RNA, 1193 nt
Organism: Triticum aestivum (bread wheat)
Lineage: Eukaryota; Viridiplantae; Streptophyta; Magnoliopsida; Poales; Poaceae
Product: secretory carrier-associated membrane protein 4
Exons: 13
Coding region: 150-1076 (308 amino acids)
Biological process (GO): protein transport
Cellular component (GO): recycling endosome membrane; trans-Golgi network membrane
Source: RefSeq, a predicted model, not a curated record